Messenger RNA from Prionailurus viverrinus (fishing cat), 963 nucleotides. Its product is annotated as olfactory receptor-like protein OLF4. The coding region runs from base 10 to 963 and encodes 317 amino acids. Gene Ontology annotation, molecular function: G protein-coupled receptor activity; olfactory receptor activity. Gene Ontology annotation, cellular component: membrane. NCBI's taxonomy places the organism in Eukaryota, Metazoa, Chordata, Mammalia, Carnivora, Felidae. The record is from RefSeq and is a predicted model, not a curated record. The transcript has a single exon. Gene Ontology annotation, biological process: G protein-coupled receptor signaling pathway.
UGCAACCUCAUGGAACCAGGAAAUAUUACACGGAUAUCAAAAUUUCUUCUCCUGGGAUUUUCAGAGAGACCAGAACUGCAGCCCCUCAUAUUUGGACUUUUCCUCUCCAUGUACCUGAUCACUGUGUUUGGCAACCUGCUCAUCAUCCUGGCCGUCAGCUCUGACUCUCACCUCGACACCCCCAUGUACUUCUUCCUGGCCAACCUGUCCUUUGUAGACAUCUGCUUCACCUCCACCACCGUCCCGAAGAUGCUCUGGAACAUCCAGACUCAGACCAAAGUCAUAACCUAUGAAGACUGUAUCACACAAAUGAACUUUUUCAUAACCUUUGCGGGGAUGGACGACUUUCUCCUGAGUGUGAUGGCCUAUGACAGGUUUGUGGCCAUCUGUCACCCCUUGCAAUACACGGUCAUCAUGAACCCCCGGCUCUGUGGACUCCUGGUUCUGGUGUCCUGGAUCACGAGUGUCCUGUAUUCCUUUGUACACACCUUAAUGGUGUUGGGGCUGUCCUUGUGUACAGAAGUAGAGAUCCCCCACUUUUUCUGUGAACUCAAUCAGAUGAUCCAACUUGCCUCUUCUGACACCUUUCUUAAUAACGUGGUGAUGUACCUUGCAGCUAUGCUGCUGGGUGGUGGUCUGCUUGUCUGGAUCCUUUACUCUUAUUCUAAGAUAGUUUCCUCCAUAUGUGGGAUCUCAUCAGCUCAGGGCAAGUAUAAAGCAUUUUUCACCUGUGCAUCUCACCUCUCGGUUGUCUCCUUAUUUUAUUGUGCAAGCCUAGGUGUGUACCUGAGCUCUGCUGCUACCCAGAGCUCACAGUCAAGUGCCACAGCCUCGGUAAUAUACACGGUGGUCACGCCCAUGCUGAACCCCUUCAUCUACAGCCUGAGGAACAGAGACAUAAAGAGGGCUCUGAAAAGAAUACUUGGGAUUCAGUGUUAUAAGAACCAAUCAUCCAAAGGCUAA